Messenger RNA from Xiphophorus maculatus (southern platyfish), 3524 nucleotides. It is a transcript of the gene ssuh2rs1, whose product is annotated as protein SSUH2 homolog. Lineage: Eukaryota; Metazoa; Chordata; Actinopteri; Cyprinodontiformes; Poeciliidae. The record is from RefSeq and is a predicted model, not a curated record. The transcript is spliced from 13 exons. Bases 1434 to 2609 code for a protein of 391 amino acids. Gene Ontology annotation, molecular function: heat shock protein binding.
CACCGCGCUGAGCAGGCUGCGAUCUUCUUCUGUAUAUCUGCAGCCGACGUACAGCUAGUAAACAGCCAAUCAGCAUUCAGUAUGCAAAUGAGCCUGCAAGUAGUAGCCUUGAAACGUAGCGAUGCGCUCCGCAGCUCCCUGCUAGAGAGAGAGAAAAAAAAACUGCUCGAGAACGACGACUACCAUUAGUUUUAUCUGACAGGUUGUCUAACUCUUAAAUGUACGCUUAUAUAUAAAAGAAAAAAGGAACGCAGUGCUUUGAAGUGCUUUGUUAACACUACGACAACUAGAAUACAAGGUCUAAAGGUUAUCACAUUUCACAAGUCAGUAAAAGGUUUUAAUUUUAUAUAUAUAUAUAUAUAUAUAUAGCGAGGGAGAGGCCAGUAAGUCCGUUGUGUUAGCUUGACUUUAACAUCCUUAACAUAUAUAGAUGUUGUGGUGCAGUUGUGUUUGUUUCGGUUCAAAUAAAAUAACUUAUUUUAAAUAAAGCGACUCAUACUAACUCUUCUCUUCUCACAUAAAGAGAUAUUAUAAAUAGAAAAAGUCUGUUGGAGAAACCAGGGAGGCAUCAAGACAGUUGUCACAGAUAUUUAAGAAAUACUCUUAUCAUCUGCUAUCAGGGAUCUGCAAACUGCAGUUCUGGAGCCACAAGAGGCUCUUUGGCUCUGGUCUUCACUAAAUUCGUUAAACAGCGUAUUAAAGUAUUACAGUACAUUGAUACAAUGAAACAAACAAUGUUUUGUUACUAAAAACACUAGCCAGAAAGGAGCCACGUGAUUUCCAGAAUCAUUCUGGAUGAAUUCUGGAAAUCAUCCAGACAGAUCCAACCAUGUAUUUCUAUUUUGUAAAAUAAAUAACUUUUUCCCCCUUCUGGACUCUGGUUAGAAAAUGUAUUAGAAUAUGAAUUACAUUGACUCGUCACAAUACACAGAAUGUACCGAAUAAUAAAAAGACCAGUUUUACUUUUUUUCUUCGCCUGUUAUCUUGUAUUUUAUCACUUCAAACAUGCGGAUACGUACAAAUAUCCAACAUCUCACACGAUUUUAACAAUGCUUUUAUUUUGAAAUGAAACUCAAUUUCUUUUUUAUUCUGUCUCUUAAGAAAAAAACCUAGUUGCCAAAGCAUAAACAAACCCUUAAAAAUAACUAUAUAUUAGUAAAAUAACUUUAAAAAAAAUCCCACCCAAAAAUCUCCAUCUCGCUUGAAGCUCCACUCAAAAAACCCCCAAAAACUCCGGAUCCUGGAUUAAGGCGCUCGUUGCUAAACUUUCUCUGUAUUGCGAAGCAUCCGGACAUCAGGUCCCGUCACUACCGCAGCAAUAGUUAGAGGCGAUUAAAGAAGGGGAACCAGCAAGCAUACAGCGGCGUGAAACAGGAAAAGAAAUCCAGAGAGAAUAACGGUCAGAAAUCCAGUUGUCACCGCGCUUUCGCAAAAUGGAUUAUCAGCGUUUAACGAGCCACGGCCAGCACCAAAAUCACGGCAUUGCCAACCCAGGUUACAUACCAGCAGCAGCGUGGCCAGCAGCAAUGUUUGCCCCACCUGUGGCGGAGCAUGCAAGCCCCAGCGCUCCUCCGGCUGGUAUGUUUGACAACAUGCCUGGAUAUGAAGGGACGGUGGCCGGAGGAGGUGGAUUUCUUCCACCUCCCAUGCCUGCUCAACCAGUCCCCCAGCCUUCACCUGGACCUGAACAACCACACUGGAACAUCCCGUCUAUAACUGAAGAUACUGCCAGGGACGCCUUUAGCCUGUAUGCUUCCAGCAAAUGUUGCUACAGUUCUGCACCUGCAAAGGACGGUGUCAUCAUCAACAUGGAGUCAUUCAAUACUUACAGGUAUCGCCUAGAAACAUUUACCGAGUCCAGGUCUACAGAGUGGAGUCAUGAGCCGUACAACGGCCAGCCAGUGGAUGCCUAUGUUCAGCACCCUCCAGGACCGUGGGACAUUCCUGCCAAAGCACCCACUUUUUUUGUGGAUAGCGAACAGAAAAUGAAGGUUCCCUACACCUCGUCUAUGAAGCCUUGCCAUGAUUGUUUAGGAAACGGGAGGAAACCUUGCAAAGACUGUGCAGGCUGUGGUAAUAAAGUAUGUUGGGUGUGUAAUGGAUCUGGUUUUCGUCAUGGAGGUGAUCGUUGCCACCACUGCAGCGGAAGAGGGAGGGAAAAUUGUGCACACUGUCAUGGGCAAGGAUCAAAGCAAUGUACCACAUGUCAUGGAAAACAGCAACUUUUGGUCUUCAUCCUCCUCACUGUGAAAUGGACAAACAACUCUGACAAUUAUGUUGUUGAACAGUUGAGCGGUCUUCAGGUGUCAAACCUCAGUCAAGUGUCAGGCAAGGAGCUCUUCAGGGAUUCUCAGUACUUGGUGUAUCCAGUCAUGGGCUUCCCAGACCCUACGGUGGUGCAGGCUGCACAGCGACUUGUUGGGGAUCAUCAGGGCAAGUUCUUACGGACGUCACGUAUUUUACAACAGCGUCAAACCAUUGAGUUGAUCCCCGUCACGAAGGUCACCUACACAUGGAAAGGAAAAACAUAUGUUUACUUUGUGUACGGAAAUGAGUUCAAAGUUCAUACGAAUGACUAUCCUGCUACCUGCUGCUGCUCUGUAAUGUAAUUGAGAUGAAUGUAACAUUCUGAUUAUAUAAAUAAAUAUCAGAAAUCAACUAUUUGCAAAACCUUUUAAAACAAAGAAGACACAUUUUUGAAGGAGUUAAAUUACUGUUGUCAACUAAAUAAUUUGGAAAAAGCAUCAACAGAGGCAGCAGUUGUGAACCAGCUGCAUCACCUCCUCGAAGUUUAUCAAAGUUGAAAUUAGGCAAUCUGGAAAACUGUCUGGUAAUUUACAAGUCCAUAAUUUUGUGUCUUUGUUAGAAAUUGACAAAAUAUAUUUGCUUCCAGUUUAAAGGGACCAUUUUGUUAUCUGCAGACCAUGUAGAAGACAGUAUUAAUGUUGAUUCCAGGCUAAGUUGAUAGAAAUGUGUGAUGACACUAUUACGCUUAAUGAUAUCUACUAAUUUAAAGGUUUUGAAACCACCUGCACUGACAUUACAAAGUAAGGCAGUUUAAGAAAAAGACCACUAUGAAGUGCACUGACACAAUUUAAAAACUAAAGACUGGGAAAGCAUCUGUCUUGUCUUUUUUUCCACCCCAGAAAAGUACAAAUUCAUGGGCAUAUUGCAUGGUAAUAUUUAUGUUGUCUGUGUUUUGUUGUUUGGAUAGAUUUAACAGAUUAUUUUCUAAUUUUGUUUGUGGUGUUGUAAAAUAAAUAAAGGACACCACUUUAUUGGAGAUAAGAUUUAAUGUGCAUUACUUUGCAUUUAUGAAAUUUGAUGGAUCUUUAUGAAAUACUUCACAUUUAAUAUCCAUUCUCUUAACAGCCACUGACACAUGUAUUCUGAAUGCAUUGAUUUAUUUCAUUUAAACAUUAUGCAGAUAUAUUUUACAACAAUGUAUUUUAUGUAACAUGAAAAUUCUAUUUGUAAGAAAAUGUUGUGACGCUUUAUUAAAAUUCUUGCAUUAAAACAAAGGC